AUGAGUCAAAAACGCCAAGCAAGUCAUAGUGGAGUGCCUAGUAGUAGCAGUACCACUAGCAGUAAGAAAACCAGGAAAACCAUUAGUUUGGGUACUAAAUUAGAUGUUUUAAGGCAUUUUGAUGCAGGUGAGCGUGCGGUAGACAUUGGCAUCACUCUAGGUCUCACUCCGACCACUGUGAGAACAAUUCGGAGUAAUGCCAACAAGAUCAGGGCUAGUGCUCGGUGUGUAACACCGCUUAGUGCUACUAAAAUAAGUCGAUCAAGAAGUAGUUUGAUGGAAAACAUGGAGCGUCUUCUCUCAGUGUGGAUAGAGGACCAAAACCAGCGGAACAUACCUCUAAGUUUGCCUGUGAUACAAGCUAAGGCAAAAAGUUUGUAUGACAAAUUAAAGAGAGACCAAGGUGAAGGAUCACAGACAGAGAUGUUCAUGGCAAGUCGGGGAUGGUUUGAUCGGUUCAAGAGGCGCUUCCACCUGCACAACAUGAAGAUGUCCGGUGAGGUGGCUAGUGCCGAUACUGCAGCAGCUGAAAAAUUCCCAGAGUAUCUCAAGAAAAUAAUUGAGGAAGGAGGCUAUUCACCUAAGCAAGUCUUCAAUGUCAAUGAAACGAGCCUCUACUGGAAGAGGAUGCCUGAACGGACUUACAUUUCCCGAGAGGAGAAGACAGCGCCUGGAUUUAAAGCAGCUAAAGCCUGCCUAACCUUACUUCUAGGUGGUAAUGCUGCUGGAGACAUGAAGAUGAAACCGCUGACAGUGUACCAAUUUGAAACACCACGAGCUCUCAAGGGAUAUUCAAAGGAAGACCUUCCGGUCAUUUGGAGAUCCAAUAAGAAGGCAUGGAUAACUGGAGCUAUUUUUUCAGAAUGGCUGACUCUCUAUGCCGUCCCUGCAUGGAAGGAAUACUGUACCAACGAAAAUCUUGAUUUCAAGAUUUUAUUACUUAUUGAUAAUGCACCAGCUCAUCCAAUCAAUCUGGACGACCUGUGCGAAAACGUCACAAUUGUCUUUCUGCCACCUAACACCACAUCACUCAUCCAACCCAUGGACCAAGGAGCCAUCUCUGCAUUUAAGGCAUAUUACUUACGCCGUACUUUCGACCAGCUCAUCAGAGGCACUGAUGGAGAAGGCAAGCCUACGAUUCGGCAAUUUUGGCGUGACUACAACAUCCUCAAGUGCAUCAAUAACAUUGGUGAGUCCUGGGCUGAAGUUACUCAGGCAUGCAUGAACGGUGUGUGGGGGAAGUUGUGGCCUGAAUGUGUCAAUGACGUAAAAGGAUUUAAAGAUGUUGUUCCUGCUAUGAAGAAAGAUAUUCUCAGCUUGGCCAAGAAAGCGGGUUUUGAUGAGGUGGAAGAAGCCGACGUUACACAACUUCUGCAGUCACAUGGAGAAGAGCUAACCAAUGAAGAUCUGAUGCAACUAGACAUGAUGAGAGCAAUGGAAGACGAGGGCCAAGAAGUAAAAGAAGAACCAACCCAUCAAAAUUUGACUGCCAAACGUCUUUCUGAAGCUUUCCAAAUGAUUGAAGCUGGCUUGCAGAUCCUUAGUGAUGACGAUCCUGACAGGGAACGCAGCUCCAAAGUGAUUAGGGGAGUUGGUCAUCUAAUGACUUGCUAUAAAGAAAUUUACCAAGAAAAAAAAAGGAAAGCAAAACAACCAUCUCUAGAUAUGUUUUUUCGAGUUGUGACGGUUAAGGAAGAACAGCAAGAGGAGCAGCCGGACGAUCUACCCUCUUCCACCUCUGACUCCACCAUCUCAACCAAGCUUAACAAUCAUCAUUGCUGA
This is a messenger RNA of Emys orbicularis (European pond turtle), 1782 nucleotides long. RefSeq names its product tigger transposable element-derived protein 1-like. Lineage: Eukaryota; Metazoa; Chordata; Testudines; Emydidae. The transcript has a single exon. The record is from RefSeq and is a predicted model, not a curated record. Gene Ontology annotation, molecular function: DNA binding. Gene Ontology annotation, cellular component: nucleus. The coding region runs from base 1 to 1782 and encodes 593 amino acids.